AUGAACAAUAUUGGAAGUACUAUUGAAAAAUAUAUAUUAGAACAAGAAUACUUAAGACAGUAUGAAAAAUUAUAUGGCAAUUUUGAUAGAAUUAGUUUUUUAUACAAUGAAACUCGAAGAUGGGCAAAAUCCGAAGAGAAAAAUAAAACAUGGGAUCUUCAAAGCAGAACUAGUCAGAUGAUAUCUCUUGAUUCUGAUUAUCCUCAAUCAGUCUUGUUUACCUUGAGAAAAUUUUUUUUUCCAAUAAAGAAGAUUGAAUGUGACGAGGAUCAGAUAACGCCACAUCAUGAAUUAUUUUUAUUAUAUAAACAAAUUAUUUAUACAGAGGUUCAAAGCAUGGCUGCAAUGGCUUUUGCAUAUAUGUGGAGACGUGAAAAUAAUAAGGCUAUUAAUGAAUUGAAUGAAGUAAAAAUGGAAAGAAUAAAAAGUAUCAUUGAAUAUACCAAUCAUAAAACAUAUGCUGCUUUCGAUAAUGUAUUCUACAAAAUUGUACUCUUUAGAGAACAUUUUGAGCCAACUGAUACAAUUACCGAAUGGGAAAUACCAGAUCCUUUUCGAAUGUGUCAAAUACAUAAUAAUUGCCGUGACAGUAAUCAUGAAUAUGAUAAAAUUUGUCCUGGAUGGAUUAUAAAUUGUCAAAGAGCAUUGACUAUCGAGUAUUGUCAUCGAAACGAGAAAGAUCUAACAAGUACCAAAAAUUAUUAUUGGAUGAUAGUUAGAGAUUCAGAGAAAUCCAUGAAUUUCGGUGAUACAAAUUAUGAAUGUGAACCAUUUCCAUUCCAUAGAAUGAAUAUUUUCCAUACAGAUUACAUUAAAAAUAUUCAAAUUCCAGUUUAUUGUGAUUGCAUUGAUGAUGGUAUUUACACUCGAAACGAUACAAUCCGAGCUUUCAGUUUGUUAUGGGUAGCAACUGGUGCAAGACUUGUUGCAAAAGAUCGUAUGAUUCAUAUUCAGCUUCGUGAAGGUAAACUUUUGCCUUAUGGAGAAAUUGAUAAAAAAACUGAAAGAUGGAUACCACUACCGACCUUUGAAUAUUAUGAAAAUUUUCCUAACGUUGCAAUUGAUUCAAAUGGCAAGCGACAUUCAUUGAGCGAAAAUAUAGAUUUUGUUUCUAUACAUCAUCUGUAUGCAAGAACGAUAUGUCUACAAAAACUAACUCUUGACGAAGAGCAUUUAUUGACGGCUGUGAGGUUCAACUAUGAGUAUCUCGGUAAAGGCUUAGAAAGACGUUUCAAGCUUGAAGUAAAAUAUGUUGGUUUUAAUUAUCAACAUGGAAACAUAACAUCUACAAGAAAAUAUAAAAAACAAUCAUGCAAAAAGCUACCUGAAUUGAUUUUAAAUAAUCCUGAUGAUCCACUUAAAUUUAAUACACAUCCACAUGAUUCUAAGGAAAAUCAACUUAUUAAAAUCAGAGCAUCAGACUUGAUUAAGGAUGCAUCACAAACAACUAUUCCAUUUUUCGAUCUUUUAGAAAUUGCACCUGAAACAAGCCUGCCAAUUACUGGGAUUGAAUUAUUUCAUAAAGGACAGAUUGAUGGUACAUCUGGUGGAUAUAUUUCUUUAAAAAUUUAUCCAAUAAAUUUAACUAUGUAUAUGAAUCCACCAUUACUUCCUGACACUUUAAAUAUUCAGAACAUAACAAUCCCUGAAUUCGGAUUACAAAAUAGUUGA
This is a messenger RNA of Aphidius gifuensis, 1671 nucleotides long. RefSeq lists its product as uncharacterized. The transcript is spliced from 7 exons. The record is from RefSeq and is a predicted model, not a curated record. NCBI's taxonomy places the organism in Eukaryota, Metazoa, Arthropoda, Insecta, Hymenoptera, Braconidae. Bases 1 to 1671 code for a protein of 556 amino acids.